Messenger RNA from Pomacea canaliculata, 1747 nucleotides. Its product is annotated as FMRFamide receptor-like. Gene Ontology annotation, cellular component: membrane. Bases 623 to 1645 code for a protein of 340 amino acids. The transcript is spliced from 2 exons. Lineage: Eukaryota; Metazoa; Mollusca; Gastropoda; Architaenioglossa; Ampullariidae. The record is from RefSeq and is a predicted model, not a curated record.
AAAGACAAGAAGAGGAAACAAGAAUCAAACGCUGAGGAAAGUUUAUUUAGUACUCCCCAGAAACUGGGCGAAAUAGAGGCAAGAGAAAGCCGUCAGAAAGAGAGAGGGAAGCAUUACAAAAAAGAAGCAUGGGGUGGGUUUCCUAUCGCCACGCUCAACCCUCCGUCUUUAUCCGCGCUUUACAUUCGUCGCAAAAUGUAAGGCCAGUAGUCUCGGUGUGGUUUACUGUCGGCUACUGAUGGUUCGCCGAAACCUAAUAGCGGAUCACUCGGCAAGAGACUAAGUGUUAGUCUCGGCACACCGUCACCCGUCCGCGCUCUUUUCCUGUCGUCAUAAUCACAGUACGUAUGACAAUGUCAUAAUGUCGUCAUGAAUGUCGUCAUGCUCAUACGUACUGUGAUUAAGACGUAAUACACGUAUGACGCGGGCAGGGCUCAACAUGGCGGACAACAGUAAAUAGAGUUACGGGAACUUGUACUCACUAACGAUGCCACCCGUACAACCAUUUGUACCCGCCCUGAAUACUCAUUGGACCCUUACAACAUUUGAGGUCAAGGGACGCUCUCAGUGACAUCAGCCGGCGUUUCUCCCAGCAGUAGAAGCACCAGAGGAAGAAGACCUUAUGGAUGUGUCUCUGGCUGUUUUCACAGGGGUUAACAGAGACGCCGCAACAGGACUUCCUUAUCACCGUACCCAGCUCCGUGCCAUCGAUUACGUCAUUCUAACGGUGUCGUGUCUGGGUAUCGUGGGUAACGUGGUGUCACUGGUUGUGUGGAACACCCACACCACGUACAACUCUGUCAUCUUCCUGUUCAAGUACCUCGCCGUCGUCGACAUCCAACAUCUUGUGUCGAGUUCUUGCUGUAGGAUUAUAAUUUUGUUCCGCCGCUACUUUUCCGACCACACUUAUUUUACAGUGCUUUUCACAGUGUACGGCACAGAAUUCCUUGGACAGUCUUUGUCUGUGCACGUGACACUAUUGAUAGCAGUGUGUCGCUUUAUCGUUGUUUCCAGACCUAUAGAGGUUUACAACGGCACUCUUCUAACACGAUGUCAAGUCAUUGUUGCCUGUGUCGCCCUCUCGUUUUGGUGUCUUCUGAUUACCAUCCCCUUUCCCGUCAUCACAUUAUUGGUUUUCAAUGAUAAACUGAAAGUUCCAUACUUUUUAAUAGUCGCCAUCCUUUUUCUUGGCACUUCUGUAGCCACUCUUCUGAUAGUCAUCUUCAACAUCUUUCUUCUGAAGAAACUUCACUAUUCAUUAGCUUUGAGAUCAUUAACAUUAUCAGCACAAGAUUCAAUAUCAGGAAGUGGACCAGGAAGAGGUCGGCGGGUGACGGUGGUCGUGGUGUUGAUGUCAGUAUGCACUAUACUGGCCUACCUUAUUAAUGGCACUUCUUUAGCACUUGCUUUUACAUAUUUCCAUUAUACUGAAAAACAAAGUCGGAGCGCUUACUACAUUGUCUUCGACGUAUUGAUCCCUACUUAUGAGUUUCUUGAGGCGCUGAACUCUAGCAUUAAUAUUAUAUUUUACCUUGCAUUUUUUCACAAUUUUCGCAAAGUGUUUCCAACCGCAAGAAUAACAGAGGAAAUCACUGAGUCGUCGACUGUGAAGAAAAAAACUGAUGAAAAGAAAUCCAUUGGAUGAUCUAUAAUAAUAAUGGCAGAUUACGUUUAACAGAUGAUGCCGAACUGAUGAAUAGAGAUAACUGAACAAAGUAAAUGAAUAAAUAAACAAGCAUGAAAGAAA